This is a messenger RNA of Paramecium octaurelia, 365 nucleotides long. Lineage: Eukaryota; Ciliophora; Oligohymenophorea; Peniculida; Parameciidae. The record is from the annotation of a GenBank genome assembly.
GUUAUUUCUGGCAUGCAUUAAUCUCAUCCAGCAUAGGCUUAAUUGUAAUAGCAAUUGGAAAACUUGUAAAAAGGGUUUGAAUAACUUGUUCAAAGAGUUCCAGAAACCAUUCAUUUAUCUUGUUUAUCUCAAAAUAGCAAAGAUGUUAAUAGAUAUUCAGAUUGUAUUUUGUUAAAUUCAUGCAAGGUAUGAUGAGAAGAAGUAAGGUAGUUGAUAAAGAAAUGAGAUAAUUUGAUUUCAAGAUGAUGUUCAUGAGCAAUCAAUUUGAAAAGUGCAUUUAAUCAGGUGACUCUGGUAAAUGUGUUGAAUCAGCCAAAGCAGAUGUCUAGAGAUAUAUAAAUGAAUUCUAAAAAAAUAUUAAUUGA